CCUCAACGAACGAGAGUCGAGGCGCCGAUUUAGAAAUUAAGUGAACGUGCUGGAUCUUGUUAUUUUUAAUAUUAAACUGUCAUUAAAAUUAGAAAAACUUCAAUAUGAAAACCCAGUCAUCAUCAAAUAGAGAUCCAUUUUCCAGAAUACCAUUACCUAAAUCAUUUUACCAUCCCAGUCAACAGAAGAAACUUUCCAGAACCGAUAGAAAGAUAGCACUAAGUCCAAGCAAAGAGAGAUCUAUAAGUCCAGAAGACGAAUUAUUUUUGAAAGGAAGUAAUGUUUUCUCACAUGGUACUCCACCAACCAGAGAUAGAGAUAAAAGUGAAAUAGUGCAUUUUGAUGAAUCCUGGCCUAGUAGUGAAAGACCUUCAUUUUCAAGUUUAUCUGGCUAUGAUAAUAAUAGUACCGGUAGUUUUGAUGUAACCAAAAGAAAUACAAUGAAAGAAGGACCAGAUGUUAUUAACCAACAUGAUUCAACCACACAAACCAAAUCAGUAUUACAGAGCUAUAUAAAUAGAUUUAGACAUUCAGCACCAACUAGUCGUGAAGAGAGAAAUCAAAAAGGUGUAGCUACCGAAAAAGACUUUUGGUGGUUGUCCUCGCACCCUCUAACACCAACUAGCAGUUCAACACCUAGAGAUGAUAGUGACAAUGGAAGUAGAAGUCGUCAGUUUCUAGAUAGAUCGGAUAAAUCUUAUAGUGCCAUGACAGACUACAGGUCACACCAGGACCAUGAAACACAAAAACUACAAGAAAAAGCAGACAGAAUUUUGGCACAAAGUGAAAGUACAUGUAGUGUUGAAUCAUAUGAAGCUGAACCGGCUAUAAGUAGUGAUGGUCUAGCUAGUUCAUUAUCACAUAGUUCUACUAGUUCCUACGAACCACCAUCCAGAUCACUAUUAUCAAAUAAAUAUACACGUACAGAACCAGCUGGUAAACCAUAUAUAAGUGAGAAGAGAUCAGUACCUGCCAUAACUAGACCAGAAGAUGAUAUUUUAUAUCAGUGGCGUUUACAGAGAAAAAUGGAUUUGUCAAGGAUGGGUGCUGCUGAAAUGAUUGCUAAAAAUAAAUCUGAAGUGUCUUCCAAAUUAAAAGAAUUUCAACAGAAACUGACAACAAAAGAAAUUCCAGUGUCUGUUCAUUUUACACCCAAUCCUGUAACUAGAAUACAGUCCUAUGAUAAUGAGCUUCCGGCAAAUAGUAGAUUAUCAGAAGAUCCAGUAUCUGUAUCUGAACAAACUAAACGACAGACAGUCCUCAAUGAACCAACUGUCGCUAGUCCAUCUUUACUUUAUAAUAAAAGAAGUGACGAAAUGGUUGAACCUCAUCUUCAUUUAAUGUGUGAUGUUUUACCCUGUCCACACGCUCAGAAAUAUCAAAAACAAUUUCAAAAACAGCUUUCAAAUAAUGACAUAAUGUUUAAGGAAGAUGAGAAUGGGUUUGAAGUUCAUCCCUCAGAUAAUGUAAGUGCUCAAUACAAACAAUUCUUAGAGGCCGAAAAACCUCAUUUAGAGAGAAAGAAUGAAAAAGAUGAAGAGAAGGACAAAAGAAAUAUGACAUCCCCAUCUAAUGUUGAAAUUACUCAGUCAGUUGAAGAAAGUUUAGACUUUAAACCAACCAGUAGUGAACAAACUGAACAAACGCAACCUCCUGAAUUCCGAGAAGAAUUUGAUAAAGAAUUACAAACUAAGACAGUUAAUAAUGAAACAAGAAACAGUAGAUCUUCAAAAAGUGCUAGUUCUCCACCUAAUUCACCUGUAAUACGUCCUAAAUAUACCAGUAGUCCUGCUAGAUCUAAAGGAACAGUGAAAACUGCCAUUGGUCAGGCAGUAAAAGAUUUUUUAUUUACGACAUCAAGUAGUUCUGUUGUAUCAAGUGUUGAUAGCAUGUCAUCAAUGUUAUCUGUUAUACCAGAAAGACAUAGGGAGGAUAACACAUAUGAUGAUAGUCUUGAUCAACAUGACAAUACAACUAAUAGAUACCAAGAAGAUGAUAAAAAUGAGCAAGAAGAUAAUGAAGAAGAAGAAGAAGAAUACAUUUCAGAUGGGGAAUACCCUGAUGAUCAUUUAUUAUUAUUAUUACGACAACAAAGGCAAAAUAUUGAACAAAAACUAGGAGAAAUUGACAUGUCUUUAUCAAGAUGAUCUUAUUCUAAGCCAGUUCACAAUCUCCUGUGAUAUCUUUGGUAUUUUGAAGCAAUUUAAAUUACUGAAUUUAAAAAUAUUUUGUUGUUAUCUUAGUACUCUAGUUUAGAGGACGGAUGUAUUCCCUAGCAUUAUGAAUUAUAUACAUUUGUACAUAUAUUA
This is a messenger RNA of Patella vulgata (common limpet), 2309 nucleotides long. RefSeq lists its product as uncharacterized. The record is from RefSeq and is a predicted model, not a curated record. NCBI's taxonomy places the organism in Eukaryota, Metazoa, Mollusca, Gastropoda, Patellidae. The transcript has 13 exons. The coding region runs from base 105 to 2147 and encodes 680 amino acids.